CGCCGCCGAACUUGCGCUGCGGCGGGCGGGUGGGGCGGCCCUGGAGUCGGCGGGGCGGGCACGUGAGCGAUGGAGACCAUCUGGAUCUACCAGUUCCGCCUCAUCGUGAUCGGGGACUCCACCGUGGGCAAGUCGUGCCUCCUGCACCGCUUUACCCAGGGCCGCUUCCCGGGGCUGCGCUCCCCCGCCUGCGACCCCACCGUCGGCGUGGACUUCUUCUCCCGCCUGCUGGAGAUCGAGCCGGGCAAGAGGAUCAAGCUUCAGCUGUGGGACACGGCGGGGCAGGAGCGGUUCAGAUCAAUAACUCGAUCUUAUUACCGCAACUCAGUUGGUGGAUUUUUAGUAUUUGACAUUACUAACCGACGAUCCUUUGAACAUGUGAGAGAUUGGCUAGAAGAAGCAAAAAUGUAUGUACAGCCAUUUCGGAUUGUAUUUCUGCUAGUUGGACACAAAUGUGAUUUAGCUUCACAACGUCAAGUUACAAGGGAAGAAGCGGAAAAACUGUCAGCGGACUGUGGUAUGAAGUAUAUAGAAACCUCAGCAAAAGAUGCCACAAAUGUUGAGGAAUCCUUCACAAUCUUGACGAGAGACAUAUAUGAACUUAUUAAAAAGGGAGAAAUUUGUAUUCAGGAUGGUUGGGAAGGGGUGAAAAGCGGUUUUGUUCCAAAUACUGUGCAUUCUUCUGAGGAAGCAGUAAAGCCCAGGAAAGAGUGCUUCUGCUGACUUCAAACAUGCCAAAGAACUAACAAGAGCAGAUUGGGUGUCAUUUCCAGAUAAAUAUAACACUAAGAGCAGGCUGAUGCAAUGCAAGCAUUAAAAAAUGUCGUUUAUCUAACUCACGAGCCCAUAUUAACACUAUUUUCUAAGGUAUUUAAUUCAGAGCACUGUGCUUAUUUGUUAUGCGACAUGGUUGGAUGUUUUGCAAAAUUACCAGGCAAAGCGGACAACUUUUUCUUAAAACUGGAGUAUCUACACAAUUAUCUCUGUUUUCACUUUGUUAUCGUAUAGCUGACCUUAGUAUCCGAAUCCAUCAAUAUUACUCAUUUUUCUUGACAGUCUGAAAUGAGUUGUUUUUGUGUGUGUGUAUAUACAUAUCUAUAUACAUAAAUAUAUAUAUAUAUAGUCUGAUUUAAAAGCCUUUAUCAGGAAUUAUAUUCUUUUAACUUAAUUUUGAACAGUAAAGUAGGUAUCAGAGUGUGCUGUUCACUUACAAGGAAACAAUCUCAGAGGUACUGACUAGGACUAAAGUAGCAGUUUCUUAUUUAAGAGACCAGGUUUUUAACCAUCCUAUGAAAUAUUUAUCUUCCUUAAUUUUGCCUGGGGAAACUCUGGUGGCAUAGUAGUUAAGUGCUACGGCUGCUAACCAAAGGGUCAGCAGUUUGAAUCUGCCAGGUGCUCCUUGGAAACUCUAUGGGGCAGUUCUACUCUGUCCUAUAGGGUUGCUAUGAAUCAGAAUCGACGCGAUGGCACUGGGUUUGGUUUGGGUUUUAAUUUUGCCUGAAUAUAAGAAAAUAAGUUUUAUUCUCAUUUUUCUUUUCUGAUUUGUUGCUUCUGAAGAUUUUAUGUUUUAUAAAUGUGUCUAGGAAUCCAAGCAAAGUAUUUUAUUGCAAAUACUUGUAAAAAUAAAAACAACCAUUUAUCAGCAGAUGUUUUCAUGCUUUAGUAUACUGUCCUUACUUGACAGAAAAAAAAACAAAUUUACUAUACGCUGGCAUUUUCAAAGAAAUUAAAUGCAAUUUUACCUUGAACUAAUGUCAAAAUUAUCAAUAUAAGUAAAUAUAGUAAAUUUCUAAACUAUCCCAUUUCCUAUACAAGGAAAGUAUAGAAAAGAGUUUUCUGGACAAGGAAAAUUAGCUAAAUGUUUGGUAUAUUUAGUAUUCAAGUUGUAUUUUACAAUCUCAUCUAUAAAAGUGAAGAUGAAAUAAUGAAUCAAGAGAGUACAAUGACUUUUGAGUUCCCUAAUUUUUAAACCUACUGAUUUAAAGUCCUUUCCUGAAAGAGACAUUUUGAUCAUAACGUCAAAUAUUUUAUAACACACGUUUCUAUUCUGUUCUGUACACCAUUUCUAAUCACAGAGAGGGGCACCACAUGAAGCUGCCUUCUUGGAAACUUAAGGACUUUACUGUUAAACUGUAGUUGCCUCAUUUGUUUGAAAACCAAAGUAGACUAGUAGAAAGAAUAUUUAAUCAGAAAACUUGAGUCCUAAGCUUGCCUUUGCUGUACUAAUAUUUGACCAUGAGUAAGUCACUUAACCUUUCUAAGCAUCAGUUUUCUCAUCUGUAAAAUGAAGCUAAUACCCCAUUUGUUAUGUUUUGUGGAAUUAUUUUGAGAAUCCAGUGAUUCAUGUGAAAAAGCUUUGUAAGUAGAGAAAACAUUAUGGAGAUGUGAAAUUAUCAGCUGCUCAUGUGCGUGAGAAUUUUGUUUUCUUAUGUUCCUUCCCUCCAUUCCUGUGCAGAGGGAGCAGAAAAAGGUACAUACAGGUUUUCACAGACCUGGGGAAAUUCAUGGCCUUGAUGCUUACCCUCUGCCAUUUGAUUCCGAAACGCUGUCCUCCAAAGUGGAAAUCAUAGGGAAGAAAUCCCCAGAGAAUUAAUUCAAUCAAAAGUCUUUUUCAAAAAAGGGGACUGAAAUCAUAAAAGCACUGGGAUAAUAUAGUCUUGUUUUUGGUUAAAAACCUGCGGGGGCAUUUUGUCUUACAAACUGUCAACAAAUUCCCAUUCUUGUAGCAUGACUUUUAUCUUGCCCUCACAUCUACUAGCAGAAUGAGUAUUUUACUAAAUUAUCAGGCAAAGCAGAUAACUUUUUCUUGAAACAGACGUAUCUACAUAAUUACCUCCAUUCUCACUUUGUUAGCAUAUAUCUGACAUUAGUGUCCAACUCAUUUUUCUUGACAGUAUGAAAUGUGUUUUUAAUUCAUCUUUGAAGUAGAUAUUUAAUUGUAUUUUUUAAAUAUUUGUAUAUUUUCUAGGUUCAUAUAAGAAUUUAAUAGUGUUUAUGGAGAGAGGAAUGCAAAUUAUACCACCACUAUAAAAUUUUUGAAUAUUUAUAUUGGCAACAUUCUCUUGAUGUCUUGAAUUUUAUUUGAGUGAGUUCAAACUGUAAUUGACUAGAUAACACCUGCCCCCAAAAUGUGAAGUAAUCCAAUUUUACUGUUACAAUAUUAAAUCUCAUAUUCAAGCAAUUUACCUUCACUACAAAUGGUAUCAACUCAAAUACUGAGUAUCAGUAGUUUAAAGUGCAGUCACUGUGCCUACUUGUAAAGUUAAACAUCUAAAAUAUAAAAUGUGAUUUAACUCUCAGAGGACACACUUUAUGAUACUAAUUAAUGUUGGGAUAGGACUAGUAUGCUGACUGAAAAAUAUGAUAUGUUCUAAGAUCUAGAAUAGAAUUAAGGAAACAGAAGAAACGAAUGGGAAGACAGAGCCCCAAAAAGUUGAUAACUUACUGUCACACAUGAACAGAAGCAAGGCUAGAACUUUGGUUCUCUUAACAUCUUCUUUCCGUUACCAUGCUGUGGUAUAUGUGUGUGUGUUUAUGGAAAAGGAAAGGGAAAAUGCGAUGUAACUGAACCCACAAAAUACUGAAAGUGAGCUAAAUCAUUCUGAUGUUAUGGAGGAGCUAUCUGUGGUAAAACAAUAGUAAUAUCAACAAUGACUACAAAGAUCUGAGUUCUUACAUAAUAUUGCCAACACGUCUGUAUAACCUUAGCCAGAUAUCUUUAUCCAUAUAUAUAAAAUAGCUGAUCUAUUUUCUUAUAUAUUAUUCUAGAGAAUAUGGACAAUAAUAAUGUCAAAAUAGCGAAAAUAUUUGCCUCAGGCAAAACAUUUUGACCAAGUUGCUUAGAAAUCAGAUGUACUUGAUUUUAUAUUAAAAUGAUUAAAUUUAAAUAUUAUUUAAAUUAAAGCAUUUUAAAC
Messenger RNA from Loxodonta africana (African savanna elephant), 3914 nucleotides. It is a transcript of the gene RAB39A, whose product is annotated as RAB39A, member RAS oncogene family. Lineage: Eukaryota; Metazoa; Chordata; Mammalia; Proboscidea; Elephantidae. Gene Ontology annotation, cellular component: Golgi apparatus. Bases 70 to 723 code for a protein of 217 amino acids. The record is from RefSeq and is a predicted model, not a curated record. Gene Ontology annotation, molecular function: GTP binding; GTPase activity. The transcript is spliced from 2 exons. Gene Ontology annotation, biological process: vesicle-mediated transport; Rab protein signal transduction; phagosome-lysosome fusion.